This is a messenger RNA of Pseudogymnoascus verrucosus, 2575 nucleotides long. RefSeq lists its product as uncharacterized. The transcript is spliced from 2 exons. The record is from RefSeq and is a predicted model, not a curated record. Bases 26 to 2575 code for a protein of 849 amino acids. NCBI's taxonomy places the organism in Eukaryota, Fungi, Ascomycota, Leotiomycetes, Thelebolales, Thelebolaceae.
GCCAUGUCGAAGGAUCGCACUAGAGAUGGAAUCAGGCGCUGAAAUUUUCCAAGAGCCUGAGACGGUGACGAAACCCCGACACAGACAUGACUCCACAGUCCUAUGCCGAUUCGUGUCAGGAGAGUUUGAGAAAGUCGACAUCGACUUCCGUCACACCAACUACAUUGCCUUCUCACACGUGUGGGGGGAUCCAUCACUUUACCACCCGACGACCAUUAGCAACAUCCCGGAACCAAUUAUUGCUUCUCCGUCGAAAGCUCGCUGCCUUGAUCAGAACCUGCAGCGCCUCGUGGGUGACAGCUAUUUCUGGCUUGAUGUUCUCAGCAUCGAUCAAAGCCCCGAGACCGUCGAGGAGCGCAUCCAAGCCACAGCCAUCAUGCCCGACAUCUACAAGCACGCACAAAAGACUAUCGUCAUCCGUGAUGGCUCGGGCUUCCAAAGUUGCUGUGUAGAUGCCAUCGGGCAGCUUCGUACCUGGGCUGACUACCAUAAUGGCAUACAGCAGUGGAAUACGCAUUGGAGGACUGAUCAUCGUGGCCAGAGGCUGUACGAGGGGAUUCUAGAGCGGCUGUGGCCACUGCAAGAGAGCGUCUUCUCAAACCAUGUUCAGUUCAUUUCCUGCGAGGAAUCACUCGCUCGGACAACCUUUAGUUGGGGCGAUAUCUAUUCGGGAACGCAGUUUAUAUCAGCGAAUACGGAUCGACUCUGGACGAUGUCGCGAGCGUGGGCAUCGUAUGGAACGACGGGGGAAGUGUCCGGUGACGAGCAAUUGGCGUUCAUGAACGCGUUAUUGCGCAAUGGUGAAGUAUCAAGGGACAGGACCAGCAGGAUACCAUUUUCGACCGCUAUCGGAAGGGAAUUUUUGAUCCAAAGCAAUAGCACGCGCAGGACGACCAAAGCACGAGAUCUUAUUCUAACCACCAUGUCGCAAUACAGCUGGUACACUGCACCGACGCCGCGAGAUAUCCGGAACAUGAGCUUCGGUCAGCUUUUCCGCGACUGUUUCGACCAAGCCCGACGCGCUCAUCGUGCAACACUGCCGAGGAUCACUGGAGGUAUGGUGGGAGACGACGGACUGGUCCUGGAGACAUCUAAUAUCCCUGAGCCAGAGUAUCUAGGGGAUCUAGUCAAGCUGUUCGGGCUGGCGACUGAUGCCGCGCCCAAUAAUGAGAAGGAUUGCGCCUCUGGGCUUGAAUAUGGCAAAGUUGGAGUCCGUACCAUCGAGUCCACUAGUAUGGUGAUGACUUUUGAUAUCAUAGACAGAAGUCUUGACUUCUCACCCGAUGCGUGGAAGUUUGCACUCAGGGGCGAAUUGAGCAUGAGUCCGUAUGGGGUAUGGCCGGAUGAGAAACUUUUUCUGGAAACAGUGAGCAAAGAAGUUUGCCAAGAGCAGGCGAUGAAGUUCCUCAAUCUUAUGCUGAUCGGACAUUUCGGCGGCGGAGGCGCGAAACUAGAUGCAGAUUCGUUCAAGAGAGAUCUUAUCAAUGCCAAUGCGUCGAAUUACAGCAAAUUCUUCAUUCGUAUAGCUGCUUUGAUCAGCUGUGGGAUUGGAAUCAGCGCCCUCAGUUGGUCAGAGAAUGUCUGGACACCUGUGCUUGUUAGCAUUGGGGAGCUUGAGCUGCUCGGGUUGGUGUCGUCCGCUGAGAUGGUUUCAGGAGAAGAAAACGUAUUCCAUCUUGCCACUCCGUUGGACUCAACCACUCCUCCGCGCCUCUCGGCAACAACCACCAAUAAUUCAGGCACAGAAGAUAGAGUGGAUGUUUGCAAUGCCACCUUCCUCCUCAAUCCGAAUAUAUCGAGGUGUCUCUACAUCUCUCCAUUUCUUGACGACAGCAUUGACGAACCUCUAAUCGUCCAAAGAGUCAAUAGCCUGUUUUCAGCAGUUUCUUUAGGCUUAAAACGGCUAGUUAUCGACAUGCCGUUGCGGUCUCUCUAUCCCGAGGACGACCAUAACCGAGUCCGGCCUAUCCUGCGGGCAGCAUUCGCCAGUUUAGAAAUCAUUGAGGAAUUCUGCUCUGUCCGGGACGAGUUGUUCCUCGACACAGUCUACCCUACCAAUGAACCGAAAGUCUGGUCUUUUUGGCCCCACCUCGAGCAUCUGGCGCUUUACAACGUCGACGUAGCGUCUUCAGAAUUCCUUGUUGCUCUCCGGAGAUGUGAGCGUUUGACAAAGCUCGUUCUCACGCGGCCGGAUGGGUUGGAAGAAUGCAUUGAAGAUUCGGAAUUUCCUCCUUUGCCGCAUCUUCAACGCGUCAUAAUUGUGAAUACAGCAGAGGGUCACCGCCAAUGGCCUCUUUUCCGUCGACCAACAUCGAGAUCCUGCUUUCUGGGACGCAUAUUUACAGCAACUCCGCAUUUCUCUCCAGCCACCUACAUGGCCGAGCCGACAGCAGCUGCACGUGGUGGGAUAGAUCGACUGUUGGUCAGCAUUAAUGUGCCCAUGCCUGCUGGCAGAGAUGGCUAUGACGCAGAAGUCUGCCAGGAAUGGGUGCGCAACCAUGCUAUAGACGGCAGCCUUUGGAAGCUUCACGGUGCACCUAUCUCAAGGGAUAUGGAGCAAACCCUCUUGUGCUAA